Messenger RNA from Benincasa hispida (wax gourd), 1759 nucleotides. RefSeq names its product nodulin MtN21 /EamA-like transporter family protein. Lineage: Eukaryota; Viridiplantae; Streptophyta; Magnoliopsida; Cucurbitales; Cucurbitaceae. Gene Ontology annotation, cellular component: chloroplast; membrane. The record is from RefSeq and is a predicted model, not a curated record.
GAUAUGUGGAUGUGACAAAACGAUAAGAAAGAGAAUUAUGGCGGGAUGUUAGUCCUCAUCGGCGCCUGAUAGUUUCCUUCUUCAACCGAAGGAAUCUUAGCAGAGCCAAAGACAACAACAAUGGCGGGCUGUUUAGCCACUGCCACUCCUACACCCACUUCCACUUCUCCAUCCAACUCUCGCCCUCUUCUUCAUUUCAGUUUCACCAGACAAAUUCUUACACCACACAUUUCCUCCGCCGCCCCAAUCCUCCGGCGACGACACCCCUUUCACUUAGGUUUCACAAGGUACGGUGAGAAUGCCCGGUUUCGUUUCGAUUAUGUUGCAAUUCCAGUGGCGAAUUGCACCAGAAGUGGCGCAGAUACGGAAUUGGAUUUGACAGAGUCCAUCGAUUGCGUCGGGACUGCCCAGGAUGUGGAGUGUGUGAUUUCCUCGACUGGUGAAGAUCCUCCAUCUUCAGUUGAAUCAGGGGUUUCUUCCGAGUUUGAUGGUGAUGGUUCUGUGGCAGUCUUGGAGAAAGCCUGGGAGUUCGCGGUGUUGGUUUCGCCGUUUUUCUUUUGGGGUACGGCUAUGGUGGCCAUGAAGGAGGUGCUUCCAAGGUCUGGUCCUUUUUUCGUUUCCGCCUUUCGCCUUAUACCUGCCGGUUUCCUCUUGAUUGCUUUUGCUGCUUUCCGUGGCCGCCCCUUUCCUUCUGGUUUUUCUGCUUGGAUUUCCAUCAUUCUCUUUGCUCUAGUCGACGCUACAUUCUUUCAGGGAUUUCUUGCUCAAGGCUUGCAGAGGACAUCCGCAGGGUUGGGCAGUGUAAUAAUCGAUUCUCAACCAUUAACCGUGGCAGUGCUUGCAGCUUUCUUAUUUGGUGAGUCCAUCGGUUUAGUUGGAGCCGCUGGACUAGUACUUGGUGUUUUAGGACUUUUACUUCUUGAGGUUCCUUCACUUACUUUUGAUGCAAAUAGCUUUUCACUGUGGGGAAGUGGAGAGUGGUGGAUGUUUCUAGCUGCACAGAGCAUGGCAGUAGGUACUGUCAUGGUCCGCUGGGUUUCCAAGUAUUCUGAUCCCAUUAUGGCAACUGGAUGGCACAUGGUGAUUGGUGGUCUCCCGCUUUUGAUGAUCUGUAUUCUUAAUCAUGAUCCUGCAGUCAGUGGGAGUCUUAAAGAUUUUACAACAAAUGAUAUACUAGCACUUCUUUAUGCAUCCAUUUUUGGAAGUGCUGUUAGCUAUGGUUCAUUCUUCUAUAGUGCAACAAAAGGUAGUUUGACAAAGCUUAGCUCUCUCACCUUUCUCACUCCAAUGUUUGCUUCAGCUUUUGGGUUUCUAUAUUUGGGAGAGACCUUUUCACCUAUUCAACUGGUUGGAGCCGUUGUUACUGUGGUUGCUAUAUACGUGGUCAACUAUGGCAAUACUUUGGAAUGAGAGCACAAUAUCUGUUCACGCUUUCAACAUUCAAAACAAAGGUUACCGUUUGUUUUCGGACAUGGCCCAGUUUUACAUAAUACUAAACUGAUAUUGUACAUAUCCAGCUGAUCAAUCUUGUGCGUAGCCAACACACUUGAGCGAUGAUGUAUGAUAAUGGACAUCUUAUGGGGGAAGAAAAAAACCAAUUGGAAGCUGCCUGUCAGGAUGUCCCACAAGACAACUCGUCUUGUUAGUUUUGAUUUGAACUCGGGCAAAGAUCAUUUGUAUUUGUAGCAUUUGUAAUUAUAGUACAUUAAAUGUAUUCAAAUUAUGUAAUUAUGACAUUUGUAAUAUAAUUUUAUAGGUA